Molecule: messenger RNA, 4559 nt
Organism: Fukomys damarensis (Damara mole-rat)
Lineage: Eukaryota; Metazoa; Chordata; Mammalia; Rodentia; Bathyergidae
Gene: Cdh19
Product: cadherin 19
Exons: 12
Coding region: 341-2659 (772 amino acids)
Biological process (GO): homophilic cell-cell adhesion; cell morphogenesis; calcium-dependent cell-cell adhesion
Cellular component (GO): catenin complex; plasma membrane; adherens junction
Molecular function (GO): cadherin binding; calcium ion binding
Source: RefSeq, a predicted model, not a curated record
GCUGUAUUCAGAGAUCCCAAAAUAGCACUGAAUUAGCAGUGACAUGCUGACAUUGUCGUGGCACUGAAAGCACAAUGUCUGUAACUCAGAGAAAUGUGGCAUGUCGAAAUUUUGCUAAGGAGCCUCUGAGCCAAUUAAGUGCAAUCUUUCCUACUAUUCCUCAUAUGUCUAACAAGAAGUUUGAAUUUUACUUUCCUCCAAAGUCCUGGAAUUUGAAGUUCUUCAGGAAUGUAAAAGAUAUUUAAAUUUUAAAUACAAAAGAUAUAAAGGAACACAAGAUUUUUGUUGGCAACAUCCGGUUUCCUAUGAAGAGUAACAGCUGGAAUCCAGAGACAUCAGAAUGGAUUGUGGUAUCUUCCUACCUUUUAUGCUGGGAAUUCCUCUCCUAUGGCCUUGUCUUAAGGCAACAGAAAAGUAUAAAACUGAGAAGGUUAAGCAACCAGCGGGAUAUCAUUUGAGAGUGAAACGUGGCUGGGUGUGGAACCAAUUUUUUGUACCAGAGGAAAUGAACACAACUAGGCAUCUCAUUGGACGGCUAAGAUCCGAUUUAGAUAAUGGAAACAACUCCUUCCAGUAUAGACUUUUGGGAGCUGGAGCUGGAAGUAUUUUUGACAUCGACGACAGCACAGGUGACAUAUAUGCCAACCAGAGGCUUGAUAGAGAAGAACAAUCCCUCUACAUUCUGAGAGCCCAAGUAAUAGACAGCACCACUGGAAGGGCUGUGGAACCUGAGUCUGAGUUUGUCAUCAGAGUUUCGGAUAUCAAUGACAAUGAACCAAAAUUCCUAGAUGAACCCUAUGAGGCCAUGGUGCCCGAGAUGUCUCCAGAAGGCACAUUUGUCACUCAGGUGACAGCAAGUGAUGCAGAUGACCCCGCCAGUGGCAAUAAUGCUCGUCUCCUCUAUAGCUUACUGCAAGGGCAGCCAUAUUUUUCUGUUGAACCAACAACAGGAAUCAUAAGAAUAUCUUCUAAAAUGGACAGAGAGCUACAAGAUGAGUACUGGUUAAUUAUUCAAGCCAAAGACAUGAUUGGACAGCAUGGAGCACUGUCUGGAACAGCAAGUGUAUUAAUUAAACUUUCAGAUAUUAAUGACAAUAAGCCUAUAUUUAAAGACAGCUUUUAUCGCCUAACUGUCUCUGAAUCUGCACCCACUGGGACAACUAUAGGAAAAAUUACAGCAUAUGAUAAUGACAUAGGAGAAAAUGCAGAAAUGGAUUACUUUAUUGAAGAUGAUGAUUCGCUAACAUUUGACAUCAUUACCAAUAAUGAAACCCAAGAAGGAAUAGUUAUAUUAAAAAAGGAAGUGGAUUUUGAACAGCAGAGUCAUUAUAACAUUCGUGCCAAAGUUAGAAACCACCAUGUAGAGGAGAAUCUCAGGAAUUACCAUAUGGAAGCUUCCAGCACUUUCAUUAGGGUCCAAGUGGAAGAUCUUGAUGAACCUCCGGUUUUUCUUUUCCCAUAUUAUGCAUUUAAAGUUUUUGAAGGAAACCCGAAUGGAUCAUUCAUAGGCAUAGUAUCUGCCAUAGAUCCAGAUCAAAAGAAAUCGCCUAUCAGAUAUUCUAUUACUAAAGGCAAAGUGUUCAGUGUCUAUGAUGAUGGUACAAUCAUUAACACUGGCGAACUUGACCGGGAGAUCAGUGCAUGGUACAACCUAAGUGUCACAGCCACAGAAAGAGACAAUGUACAACAGAUCUCUUCAGUCCCUGUGUAUGUACAAGUGCUUAACAUUAAUGAUCAUGCUCCUGAGUUCCUGCAAUACUAUGAGACUUACGUUUGUGAAAAUGCAGAGUAUGGUCAGAUAAUCCAGACCAUCAGUGCAAUGGACAGAGAUGAAUCCGUAGAAGAUCACCAUUUUUACUUUAACUUAUCUGUGGAAGACACAAGCAACUCAAGUUUUACAAUCACUGAUAAUCAAAAUGACACAGCUGUAAUUUUGACUAAUAGAACUGGUUUCAGCCUUCAAGAAGACCCUGUCUUUUAUAUAACUAUCUUAAUUGCCGACAAUGGAAUUCCACCACUUACAAGUACAAACACCCUAACGAUAUAUGUUUGUGAUUGUGAUGACAAUGGGAGUGCCCAGACCUGCAGUAAUAAGAACUUAAUCCUUUCCAUGGGAUUCGGGAUAGAAAUCAUUAUUGCAAUUCUGAUCUGCAUUGUGCUAAUAAUUGGAUUUAUAUUUUUGAUGUUGGCGCUAAAACAACGAAGAAAACAGACUCUAUUUCCAGAAAAAAGUGAAGAAUUCAGAGCGAAUAUAUUCAGAUACGAUGAUGAGGGGGGUGGAGAAGAAGACACAGAGGCCUUUGACAUUGUAGAGCUAAGACACAGUGCCACCAAGAGGGAAGGAAAGGCUCGGAAAACCACCAGCUCUGAGAUCCGGAGUCUGUACCGGCAGUCUUUGCAGGUUGGCCCAGACAGUGCGGUGUUCAGGAAAUUCAUUCUUGAGAAGUUGGAGGAAGCCAACACUGAUCCAUGUGCCCCUCCUUUUGACUCACUUCAAACCUAUGCCUUUGAGGGAACGGGGUCAUUAGCUAGUUCCCUGAGUUCCUUAAAUUCAGAAGUCACUGAACAGGAUGAAAUUUUUGAUUAUCUCAAUGACCUGGGACCUCGCUUUAAAAGAUUAGCAUAUAUAUUUGGUUCUUCAGUGCAGUCAAACAAAUAAGGCUUCAGAGCACCAAGGUUGAAAAAGCGUGAAUGAUUAAUGUGUGCUUCGGCAAAAUGGGAGUCUUGCUCUACAGAGCUGUGUGCUUUGGCGGUCUAGAGGUGUAGUCUCCUGCUUUAUAGUUUUCUGAUAAUAUUGGAACAAAUACCCCAAGAUUAUUUCAAGUUACCUCCAUACUGUCUGAACAAAUUGUUGGAAGAUAGGAUAAAAAUGAGAUCUUAGAUUCCAGUGCAAAUCAGUUUGAGUAUGACGCAAAUAUUCCCUCAGAAGUUUUCGAUGGGGCCAGGGAUUUAGCUCAGUGGUUCCGCCUACCUUGCAAGCGCAAGGUCCUGAGUUCAUCCCCGGUACCUAAAAAGACAGAGAAGUAUUCGAUAUUAUCUAAUAAAAAUUCUUGGCAUUUUUGAAGGGCUGAUGUGAGAAAGUCUCUAAAUUAGACCAUUUUAAUAUUAUUUAAUUUAUCCAUAUUUUUAUUCUUACAUUGUAAAAAUAAAGUUUUUUAUGUAGAUUAAAUUGCUGAUACUAUGCAGAGAAAACUUUAGUACCUAGAAGAAUCUGGGUGCUUAUGUAAAAGUGUGAAAAGAAUUAAGUAAUAUGAAUAAGCAGGUUUGUGAAUGAGAUUCUAUGAAUCAUGUUUGUUUGAUAUUUUAAAAUCUUUGCCAAGAUCACUGUUUAAAACAUUUCAAAUUUGUAUAGAUAUUUGGAAUAUAUGAAUUAACUAGAAUUAUAUACUAUAAAUUUGUAUUGUUUUGAUAUAUACCUUUGUAUAAAAGAGAGAAGAAAAUAUGCUCAUGAGUUUUUCAUAGAUUAUGUACUUAUGCAACCCAAAAUACACGUUUUACAUGUCAACAUACAGGGCUGGGGAUUUAGCUCAGUGGUUCCUCUGCCUGCCUAGCAAGCACAAGGUCCUGCAUUAGAUCACUGGUACAAAAAAAUAAUAAUAAUAAAAAACUAAACCUGCAUGUCAACAUACAAUGAAAAGUUACAUGUUAGCAUUUACACAUUAUUAAAUUAAAUUUUAUAAAAUUGGUGAAAAGUGUAAAAAUGUCAAAGUUUAUAUUUCUUCCAAAAUUGGAUAGAUAAAUCAAAGUACUAUUGGAUCCAGAAUUGACAAUAUAAUUAUGAACUGUAAUGACCCAACUUUCAUACGAGGAAACAAUUAUAAUUCUCUGCAUUUUCCUUUCUAUUUAGAGUAUAGGAUAUAAUUUAUGAUGCAUCAAUAAUAUUUGUUUUUUAGUAUCACAUAUAAAAUUAGGUACAGUAGUUGUUUUCAUUGUAGUAGUUUGAAAGAAGCAAAUGCUUAGUGAUGGGACAUAAGCUUUUGAUAACAUUAAAAUAUAAGAUAACAAAAUGCCUUAAUUUUAAUUGACAUUUUAAUAGUAAUUCUAUUAAGAUUAAGAUGGACUUCAAAAGAAAGAGCCGAACAGGUAAUAAAACAAUGAAAACAAUGUUCCUCAAAUUGUUUUAUAUGACCAUUUUUAUUAAUGGCAAUGAGACUAAACUGAAUCAAACCGGCCAUGCAUAUUUCAAUCAAAUAUUUCAAGCAAUAUUGAGCUGUGGUUUGUCAGUUGAAUGAUUUCAAAUUUAAAUGUUCUUACUAUAUAAUAAAGUUUUACAUCAAUAUGAACUGUGAAUGAUAGUGUUGGUAAAACAGACCUUUUCGCUUUAUAAAAUUUGAGAAACUCAGAUUUGUAAUUCAACAAUUUAGGAAGACAUUAUAAAUAGGAAGAUAUACACUGUAGUAAAUUCUUAUGCAUUAAUAUCAUUGUGUACUUGGGAAAAGGUUAAAAUACUGAAAAAAGUCUUAAAAAGAAAAAACUUAUAAGUAAUAUAAGAGAUUUGAGGUUGAGGAAAAGUUUAUAUUUCUAUUAAAUUGUUUUAAAAUCCAAGAACAUAGAGAAAU